Micropterus salmoides (largemouth bass) is the source of this 2562-nucleotide messenger RNA. RefSeq names its product apoptosis antagonizing transcription factor (gene aatf). Bases 87 to 1766 code for a protein of 559 amino acids. The record is from RefSeq and is a predicted model, not a curated record. Lineage: Eukaryota; Metazoa; Chordata; Actinopteri; Centrarchiformes; Centrarchidae. Gene Ontology annotation, cellular component: nucleus; nucleolus. Gene Ontology annotation, biological process: regulation of transcription by RNA polymerase II. The transcript has a single exon.
CGUCGCAGUUUGCCAACGUCAUCAUUUCCCGCAGUUAGGGACGUUUCUGACUGCAGCACACGUGUGGUUGUUAUAAACGUUUUCCCAUGGCUGGCUCCUUUUCUCAAGAGCUCGAGGAUUUGUUGAAUCCUUUGCCUAAAUUUGCUGAUCCCGAGGAUGAUGAUGACGAGACCACCAAAGCCAGAGUGGUUGAAAAAUUCAUCGAGGACGACGACGAAGAUGGGGUCGGUCCCAGCGCUCUGCGGAAGCACAACACAUCCCUGCUCUCAGAAACCGACAGACGGUACGUGGGGAAGACAGUGUCUCGGAAACAGCUGCUGAUGGAUAUUGAGGGAUCUGGUGAUGAGGAGGAGGAGGAGGAUGAUGAUGAUGAGGAUGUGGAAGAGGAGGAGGGCAGCAAAGAGAAACCAGAAGAAGAUGAAUUAUCGGAUUUUAUGGAGGAUGAAGAGGCAGAUGAUGAUGAUCAAAAUUAUUUAGAAGAUGGGGAGUUGGUUGGUAGUGAUGCCAAACUGGCAUCUAAGACAAAGGUCGCUGACAUGACCUUUCCUCUGGGAGUGGACUUCCACAAACUGACAGAAGGCAUGGAUGACCUAGGAGUGAGUGAAGAAGAUGAUGAUGAUGAUGAUGAUGAUGAAGACAGUGGCGAGGAGCCCGAAGGCAGCGAUGAAGAUGGUGGCUCCGACGACGAUGAGAUGGAAGACGAUGAUGUAGACGGCGAGGAUGAGGGAACUGUCCGCACAUUCUCCCAAGACAAAGUAGACGAGGAGGUUGAGAAAGGGAAGGCUGUGAAGAACCAGCUGGCCCUGUGGGACCAGCUGCUCGAGGGCCGAAUCAAAAUCCAGAAAGCCCUGGUGACCGCCAACCAGCUUCCACAGCCGCAGACUUUCCCGGAGUUCAAGAGGAGGGGCGGAGCCGAGCUUGCAGGGGAGCUGAAGAACGCCCACAAAGCUUUGAAAGCUCUUCAAAGAUCCCUGCUGGAGCUGCACGAUCAGCUGCUGUACCAGAAUGCAGACACGAGGGCCGUCGCUCUGGGGAAGACAGGAUCUCAGGGGGAAGACGAGGAGAUAAACAGUGAUGAGAAUGAAGAUGGGUCAGUGCAGGAGGGGGGAGCGCCUAAAAGAAAACUGGAGAUGGCAGAGUACCCGGACGUCAUGGCCAAGCGUUUUGCUGCUUUCCAGCCUUACUGUAACGCCACGUUGCAAAAGUGGCAUGACAAAACUAGACUGACUAUGGGCAAAAGCAGCAAGGGUUUUGGGGCGUUCGACAGAAACAUCUUGACCCAAGUGGAGCAGGUGCUGAUGGAUAAAGAGAGGCUUGUGCGGCGCACCCAGACCCGACGCUCUGAGUACAGAGUCCUGGGGAAAACGGAGGCCUCUGCUCUCACCUCUCAGGCCGUCUUCACUGAGGGAGAGGAGGCGGAACAGCUGAAAACAAACACACAUCUGAAGGAUCUGGACGAGGAUAUAUUUGAUGAUGAUGAUUUCUACCACCAGCUGCUAAGAGAGCUGAUUGAGCGCAAGACGAGCGCAGUGGACCCUAAUGACCAGGUGGCUAUGGGCAGGCAGUGGCUGGCCAUCCAGAAAUUGCGCAGCAAGAUCAAGAAGAAGGUCGAUACCAAGGCCAGCAAGGGCCGUAAAGUCAGAUUCCACGUCCACAGUAAGAUGGUCAAUUUUAUGGCUCCCAUCGACCACAGCUCAAUGAGUGACGAGGCACGCAGCGAACUGUAUCGUGGCCUCUUUGGUCAGAACUCCAAAGUCAGGGAGUGACGUUAAGCAGGUACUCAUGUGGAGCAGAUUCCAAAGUGCCAGGAUAGAAACAAAGCAGUGCCUUUUUUUUUUUUUUUUGGCGCUCCCAGGAAUGAUGCCAAGCAGCAGUGUGGGUUAGGACAGAGGCUGGGCUCUGUUCUUUGUCAGGACGAGCUCUGCAGAGCGGGCUGGCAGUUGUGCUGCUCUGACUUGACAGAGUAUGGACUCACAGGGCACAUUCAGUUCCUAAUACCUUUUUAUACCGAUUAGCAUUUAUGUGUUGAGGCCUAAUGACCAGUCUGUGAUAAUAAUAAUACGUUUCCACCCGAACAAUAAGUGAAUCAGUGGAUUUGAAGCAAAAUAAUUACUGUCAUUCUUUCAUAUUACAAGUCUCACAUGAUUCUAGUAAAGUGUGUGCUUCAAAUUGUAUGGUCCUUUUUUUUUAUAUAGUAAACUGUCCUAACAUAUAUGCUGUUGCCCAAUUAUAUACAACAUACCAACUCUAUACAGUAUACUAAUCUUUCAGCUGUUUUUGCAGUCAGUAUAGGUGAAGUCAACAACAAGUCUAACAACAAGGUUCAGUAUGCAUUCUGACUGUGUUUAUACUUUCAUGAUUCUUUACUUUUCCACACAACACCCUUCAACUCUCUCCGAAAAUAUUGGCCACGCACCAAAAAGGUAGUCUCUAAAUUUUCCUUAAUAUUUGGAUUUUAGUAUUUAAUUAUUCAGUUAAUAGUUGGGUUUUUUUUGUAAUUUCAUUUAGUCUAAGCAUGAAGGUCUCAGUUUUGUUUCGGAAUAAAAUUCGGGUGGAGAAUUU